This is a messenger RNA of Annulohypoxylon maeteangense, 1837 nucleotides long. RefSeq names its product MSF1-domain-containing protein. The transcript has a single exon. The coding region runs from base 522 to 1283 and encodes 253 amino acids. The record is from RefSeq and is a predicted model, not a curated record. Gene Ontology annotation, cellular component: mitochondrial intermembrane space. Lineage: Eukaryota; Fungi; Ascomycota; Sordariomycetes; Xylariales; Hypoxylaceae. Gene Ontology annotation, molecular function: phosphatidic acid transfer activity. Gene Ontology annotation, biological process: phospholipid transport.
GUUCUGCGAUGAUUUUACUCGCUCUAGUUCGCUCCAACAGGCCAUGAACCAACCAUCCACCACACAGAACACACACAUCAUCGCAUCACCUGGCAUCACCAUCUUCCGCCUUCCGUCUUCCGCCCCCUCCUCUUACUUCUCUUCCCCUUUUCUUUAUUACAUAGCUAAGUCGCUCGAACAAUUCAAUAAUUGCUCAUGAGUGUUUAAAUAUUUAUUGAACUUGCCUCUCUUGAAGGCCAAACAUACUUCAAUUGUUUUAAAAAGGGAAGUGGAAAAAAAAGAAGAGAAAAUAGUGAAUUCUGUGAACGGUUUCGAGGCAACAGCAUCGAAACCUCAGCGAACCAGCCUCAUGUCGAUAUAAGUAUCCGAGACACAGGGACGUCUAUAAUCGGAACCUGACGAGACCCUUUUGACAUAUUUGACUACCUGAUCUACUCUACCCCGCUUCAAUCUUCAAUAUUACGGCCAAGCUAUCGAUAUUCGAAUUGAACUGAAAGAGAGACAAACUCGCCACUAUCAAAAUGGUCCUCACCCACACCACCAACCACGCCUACUCUCACCCAUUUCCGACCGUCACCCUCGCCUUCUUCCUAAGGUACUACUCGCCUCAGCUGAAUCCCUUCUCGAGCCAUGUCCUCUCCACCGACACCAUCUCGUCGCAAGUCGACCCCAAAACCGGUCGACUGCACACGACCCGCAUCCAUAUGAAAAAGACUCGUUUGCCGUCGGCUGUGGUAAAAUUACUGCCAAGCAGUGUCACGGGCGGAGGUGGCGAUAAGUCAAGCUACGUCCUCGAGACUAGCGUCGUAGAUAUUAAAGAAGGCUGGAUGAAGACUGAGAGCAAAAACCUGAACUAUACGGGAGUAUUGAGUGUAGUGGAGCAGCAGCAUUACUCUGUGACUCCUCCCGACCAGCCUUCGUUGGCAGUGUCCCACAAAACUCCCCGAUCGUUGACCCCCAACACCUUCGUCACGACCACGUUUUCCUACCGAUCUACCCUGGGUGGCGGUAAAAGGCAUGAGAAGGCGGUGGAUGAAUCCAUCGAUGAAGGCGAGGAUCAUAGCCCGCGGCGAUUCGGCGAAUGGAUCUCUGGCUGGGGAGCCAAGCGGAUCCAGCGCAGCAUCGAGUCCAUCGCAUCCAACAAGACCGACGACCAAAUGAUUAAGUCAAGGGACGGGAUGAAAAUCGUCCUAGAACGAUUGCGGAACAAUGGCGUCCUCUCCGUGUUGCGGGAGCUAAGGGAACUCAAGCGACGGGAGGGUAAGGCCCUGUUGGAACCGUGAUUUAUUCGGUCACUGUCACAAAACCUGUAUAUCCAAAUGUGGAAUUUCAAAAUUAGCAAGGCGUUGGGGACUAAGCUAGGAGGGGAAGCAAAAAUGUGGAGGGGGGUUUCUCGAAUUCAUCAUGAACGAACGAACGAAUGUAACUUGGGCUGAUACCAUAGCGACGAGGAAAGGGGGAGAGGACGGGCGGGAGGCUGAUUUGACGAGUCGGGUGAUGCCCUAUGAUUCCUCUGAUACGACUUAGUUGGGUAGGACAUGGUGUAGUUCGCUUUUUCUACUCCCCUCAUGUAUCAAUUCAUUACGAUAUUUCAACAAUCAUGACUUCUCAAGGCGGCUACUGUGUAUUUUGUCUUUAUGGUACUCUGAAAGUAAUUUCAUCGUUUACACACGACAUGCAGUAUCCCCUAUCAUGACAAUGUGGGCAUGCUUAACUCUACUACUAUUCGCACUAACCUACCUACCUACCAAUAUCCCAACCUUUCAAUCUACGUACCUGGGCACUUUCCAAUAUAAGGUAAAUAUAUCAAUCUAUCAAUCUAUCAAUCAAGCAGCCG